CUGGUAUACUGGUGCUAUCACAGUACAGAAAUAUGGGCAAGAUGUUUUCUUGAAUGGUCUAGAUCCAUUCUGAGUUACCUCAUCAGUCUAUGCUGAGUAGAGUGGCCAACAUUCAACCGAAACGCCUCCUCAUACCAUCUCGCUGCACCUCAACAUACAUCACCUAACAAGCGUACUGGGACAAUGGCCAAUGAUACAACAGGUGCAGUAGGACCGCCACUGCCCAAACCCGCCGUUACCAACAUUAUCUCCGAGGACACUGGAGAAGAAGAGAGCUGGAAGCACCGCCCACCAUAUCGGAUUCAAUCUCUCGAGGAGUUUGGGCCCGUCAAAUGGAAAGGAACAUGCAAAUGCGGGCAGAUAGCAUACUACUUGAACAGAGACAAGCCACUCAAGGCCAAGUUUUGUCACUGUCGAGGAUGUCAAGUCAUGCACGGAGCUCCCUUUCAAUGGGCCGCAAUUUUUCAUAAGGCUGAUAUGUUCUUUGCCAAAGGGGCUUCCGGUCUCUCAUUCUAUUCAUCUGCUCACCAGACCAGAGAAUAUGAGACGCCAACAAAAGUAUAUUGCUCUUUCUGCCACAGCCCGAUUAUGGAUGAAGGUCGCAAUGUAUGCUUGAUUUUCCCAGAAUUAAUUGACUUUGGAGAGGAUAAGCUGCUGCACACGAUGAAGACAUUUUACCCAAGCUGUCAUAUCUUCUAUAGCGAACGUUGUCUGGAAAUCAUGGACGGGGUUGAGAAAUGGUCAGGCAUGGACGAAGACAGCGAAUUGAUGGAUGAUCGGGGCAAUGUGAAGAAGAAUUCCUAGCCAUUGGAGUAUUGCUGCUGAAUAUUAUGAGAUUUGUAUAUCAUACCACUGAAGAGAGACAGAACCAU
This is a messenger RNA of Penicilliopsis zonata CBS 506.65, 872 nucleotides long. RefSeq lists its product as hypothetical. The record is from RefSeq and is a predicted model, not a curated record. Bases 184 to 804 code for a protein of 206 amino acids. Gene Ontology annotation, molecular function: carbon-sulfur lyase activity. Lineage: Eukaryota; Fungi; Ascomycota; Eurotiomycetes; Eurotiales; Aspergillaceae. The transcript is spliced from 3 exons.